This is a messenger RNA of Cladophialophora psammophila CBS 110553, 1698 nucleotides long. RefSeq lists its product as uncharacterized. The transcript has a single exon. Gene Ontology annotation, biological process: transmembrane transport. Bases 1 to 1698 code for a protein of 565 amino acids. NCBI's taxonomy places the organism in Eukaryota, Fungi, Ascomycota, Eurotiomycetes, Chaetothyriales, Herpotrichiellaceae. The record is from RefSeq and is a predicted model, not a curated record. Gene Ontology annotation, molecular function: transmembrane transporter activity.
AUGGGGGAAAUCAUCGUCCAAGAAUCGAGGCCCUCGCCGCCAGCGGGAGCCAUUGAUAAGGUCGACACCACCCCAGACACCGACAGCCUAGCAUCCUCCGAAGAACCCGUUCCGAUCUUGGAGCCUCCUCCUCGUCACUCGAGCGCGAAUCCUCCCGAUUCACUGACUGAAGAUGGAACCACAUAUGUCUACCUGGCAUUUGACACUGACAUCCCAUUCGACGACUUCUCGUCUGGCGCAUCUUCGAUACCUCCGCCGAAUCUCAAACAAUAUGAAUCACCACUCACCUGGUCCACCACGCACAAGACCAUCAUCUUGAUAUUGUCGUGUGGCUGUACCUUUCUUGCCGCGUACAGUGCUGGUUCCUAUUCCAUCGCAGCGGAUCCUCAACGAGAGAAAUGGAAUCUGUCUGAAGUCGCCUUCAACACCGGUGUCACGACAUGGGCCACAGGCUUCGCCGUCUCCCCCAUGUUCCUUGCGCCAUUCUCCGAAAUCAACGGUCGGCGACCCGUCUUCAUUGGUUCCGCAGUCAUGUUUCUGGCGGGUCUCAUCGCCUGUGCAACCACUCCGUCCUUUGGCGGAAUGCUUGCAGCUCGAUUCUUCGUCGGGGCUGGGGCCAGCACCUUUGCGACCAUGGUUGGAGGAGUCAUGUCAGACUUGUAUCAUGCUGAACAUCGGAACACGCCAAUGGCCAUCUACAGUGGCUCCGCACUGGCAGGCACUGGUCUGGGACCACUUGUCUCCGGCUUCAUCGUCGGUCGCGCCAAUUUCCGCUGGGUCUACUAUCAUCAGAUCAUAGCCCUGGGACUCAUGUUGGCCGUGGUGUAUCUCUUCUUCAAAGAAACUCGCGGUUCGGUGCUCCUCAGCCGCAGAGCCAACGUCUUGAAUGCGUACCUCGAUAAGAUCGAGAAUGGGUCGGCCAACUCUUGUGGCGAGAAGUCGAGCACACCAGCCCGUAUUCGCUACAAAGUUGCAGCAGAUGAGAGUCGAUCGUCGCUUGGCCGCAUGUUGUACCUGUCACUAACAAUUCCUUUCAAGCUUCUCACCACCGAACCUGUCGUCUUUUUCUUCUCGCUGUGGGUUUCCUUUGCAUGGGCUCUGCUGUACAUGACAUUCUCCGUUAUCCCUUUGGUGUUCCAAACCCGCCACAACUUCAACGUCGAGCAGAGUGGAGGGGUCUUCGCGGCCAUUUCUAUUGGCUCCAUUCUGGCGACCUUGUUGUCGAUAUACCAGGAAAAGUUGGCCAAGAAGAGAUGGCCCAAACUCAACAGCAGUCCAGAAGGAAGAUUGUAUUUCCCUUGUCUGGAAGGGGCGCUUCUGCCGAUCGGCCUGUUCUGGUUCGGAUGGACGACAUAUUCCUCCAUUCCCUGGAUAUCACCGGUGCUUGCCAUUGGAUGUGCACAAAUGGGUAUCUUCGUCAUCUACCUGGCCGUCUUCAACUAUCUGGCUGACGUCUACCAUCGUUACGCUUCGUCGGCAUUGGCGGCCCAAAGUUUCAUGCGGAACAUUUUUGCCGCCGUCUUCCCGCUCUUCACCAACCAAAUGUUCAACAAUCUGGAUUACCCGCCGGCUGCCAGUUUGUUGGGAGGAAUCGCCGCCUUGUUGACGCUGGUGCCCUGGGUGCUACUUUUCAACGGUGAGAAGAUUCGCGCACGCAGUAAGAUUGCGAGGCAGAUCAUGUCGACGCACGGGAAUUGA